Oncorhynchus keta (chum salmon) is the source of this 2446-nucleotide messenger RNA. RefSeq names its product calpain 3a, (p94) (gene capn3a). Gene Ontology annotation, molecular function: calcium ion binding; calcium-dependent cysteine-type endopeptidase activity. Gene Ontology annotation, biological process: proteolysis; negative regulation of apoptotic process. The coding region runs from base 268 to 2394 and encodes 708 amino acids. Gene Ontology annotation, cellular component: cytoplasm. The record is from RefSeq and is a predicted model, not a curated record. Lineage: Eukaryota; Metazoa; Chordata; Actinopteri; Salmoniformes; Salmonidae. The transcript is spliced from 21 exons.
UGUGUGUGUGUGUGUGUGUGUGUGUGUGUGUGUGUGUGUGUGUGUAUGUGUGUCAGUGUGUGUGUGUGUGUGUGUGUGUUAAUGCAGGUGAAUGUGAAUGCAUGUGGAGUCUUGUUCGCCCCGGCAUGCCUUUUAGAGUCUACUCUAUGACCAAGAGAGAGGGGGACGUCAUACAACGACACAGCCAAUCAGAGGUUAGCUUUUUAGGCUUGUAAAGACUUUAGUGGAAGUGGCAAAAGCCAGCAGUUUAAAAAAUAAUAAUCCAGAAUGCCCUAUACACCGUCCGGCUUCUUCUGUGACCGGCUGAUCCGGGAGAGAGAGAGAAGAGAUGGAGAAGGAUCCCUCAGCAAGCCCCUGCGCUUCAGCGGGCAGGACUUUACCGCACUCAAACAAGAGUGCCUCAGCAAGAAGUGCCUGUUUGAGGAUGACACCUUCCCAGCCUCCGUGGAGUCUCUGGGGUACAAGGAGCUGGGACACAAGUCCAACAAGGUCAAGAACAUCGUCUGGAGGAGACCAAAGGAGAUCUGUGAGAACCCUCAGUUCAUUGUGGGCGGAGCCAGCAGGACAGACAUUUGCCAGGGAGACCUUGGUGACUGCUGGCUGCUGGCUGCGAUAGCCUGUCUGACUCUGAAUGAGAAGCUUCUCUACCGGGUCGUUCCUCAGGAUCAGAGCUACUCCGAGGGAUAUGGAGGAAUCUUCCACUUCCAGUUCUGGCGCUAUGGCGACUGGGUUGACGUUGUCAUUGACGACCGCAUCCCCACCUUCAACAACCAGCUGGUGUUCACCAAGUCUGCUGAGAGGAACGAGUUCUGGAGCGCCCUGCUGGAGAAGGCCUACGCCAAGCUUCACGGUUCCUAUGAGGCCCUGAAGGGCGGUAACACCACGGAGGCCAUGGAAGACUUCACCGGGGGCGUGACAGAGUUCUAUGAGAUGAAGGAGGCGCCCAAGGAGCUGUACAAGAUCAUGAAGAAGGCCCUGGAGAGAGGCUCUAUGAUGGGCUGCUCUAUUGACUCCCUGGUUCCUGCUCGAUUUGAGACGCGCACUGUGACUGGCCUUGUGAAGGGCCACGCCUACUCUGUGACUGCCGUUGAGGAGUCCCAGCACAAAGCGUCUAAGGUGUGUCUGGUGCGCCUCAGGAACCCCUGGGGUCAGGUGGAGUGGAACGGGCCCUGGAGUGACAACUCUAAGGAGUGGGUGUCUCUGUCUAAGGGAGAGAAGGACCAGCUACAGCAUCAGAGUGCUGAGGACGGGGAGUUCUGGAUGUCCUUUGAGGACUUCAAGAAGAACUACACCAAGAUUGAGAUCUGCAACCUGACCCCUGAUGCCCUGGAGGACGAUAAGAUCCACAAGUGGACGGUGUCGGUGAACGAGGGUCGUUGGGUCAGAGGCUGCUCUGCCGGAGGCUGCAGGAACUACCCAGAUACAUUCUGGACCAACCCUCAGUUCCGCCUGUGUCUCCUGGAGGAGGAUGACGACUCAGAGGACAACGAGGUGGCGUGUUCCUUCGUGGUCUCUCUGAUGCAGAAGAACAGACGGAAAGAGAGGAAGAUGGGAGCCAAUCUCUUCACCAUCGGAUUUGCCAUCUACGAGGUGCCGAAGGAGAUGCACGGAAACAAGCAGCACAUGCAGAAGGACUUCUUCCUGUUCAACUCAUCCAAGGCUCGCUGCAAGUCCUACAUCAACCUGAGGGAGGUGACCCAGCGCUUCCGUCUGAGCCCCGGGGAGUACGUGAUCAUCCCGUCUACCUACGAGCCUCACCAGGAGGGAGAGUUCAUCCUCAGAGUCUUCUCCGAAAAGAGGAACACCUCCGAGGAGAUAGAGAACAGGAUCGAGGCGGACCAUACAGUGCCGGCCCCAGCCAAUGCGGGGGAGGAGAGUGAGGAGGACCAGCAGUUCCGGAGCCUCUUUCAGCAGAUAGCAGCGGAUGAAAUGGAAGUUACCGCCAACGAGCUGAAGAAUGUCCUCAACAGGGUUGUCUCCAAACAUAAGGACCUGAACACAGAGGGUUUUAGCCUGGAGUGCUGCAGGAGCAUGAUUGCACUCGUGGACAUGGACGGGACGGGCAGACUCAGCCUGCAGGAGUUCAGACAUCUCUGGAACAAGAUCAAACAGUGGCAGGGGAUCUUUAGACACUACAGCUCGGACCAGGCUGGUAUCAUCAACAGCUACGAGAUGAGAAAUGCCAUCAACGAUGCAGGCUUCCGUCUCAACAACCAGCUGUAUGACAUCAUCACCAUGCGUUACGCCAAUGAGGGUAUGAACAUCGACUUUGACAGCUUCAUCAGCUGUCUGGUCCGGCUCGAAGCCAUGUUCAGGGCGUUCCAGGCUUUUGAUCAGGAUGGUACGAUCAGACUUAGUGUCUUGGAGUGGCUCCAGCUGACCAUGUAUGCCUAGAUUGCCAGACAGGUCUUCUCAGCCGGAUGUCCUCCCAGGUGAGACCCAUCCC